Molecule: messenger RNA, 1176 nt
Organism: Plasmodium knowlesi strain H
Lineage: Eukaryota; Apicomplexa; Aconoidasida; Haemosporida; Plasmodiidae
Product: conserved Plasmodium protein, unknown function
Exons: 2
Coding region: 1-1176 (391 amino acids)
Source: RefSeq, a predicted model, not a curated record
AUGCUGCUCUACACGAACAGAAUAAUCGAAGUGUGCAAUCAUAUACAUUAUAUCAUGAAGAUAAUUAAAGUGUAUAGAUUUAUUUGUAUUUUAUUAAUAACAUUUUUGUCAGGAAUAGUGUUGCAUAGUCUUAAUUCGUUUGAUACAAUAUUGCAUAUUUCCUUAUAUAGCCGAAAUGAAUAUUUGUCUAGAACAAAUGGAAGAUAUCUUGCAGAGGGACAUCAUUCAAGGGAAACACUAAAGCGUCCUUAUAGUUGCGAACUUACGGAGGAUGAACUUCUAGGACUUUUUCAAAUAAUACAUGUAGAAACAGUAAUUGCAAGUGAUAUAAUAACUGCCAUGAUUUUACGUUUGGAUGAAGAAAAUAAUCGUUUAGAUGUUGAAGAGUUAGUUAGGAACACGGUAUUUAGGCGUUUACGGAGGGAAAUGCCACAUUCCGCCGCAGAGUUAAGAUUAACCAUGGAGGCGAGAUUAAUGGAACUAGUUCAUGAAAUAAUGACAAUUACUCCGUUAAGUAAAGAUAUACUUUUGCACCAGUUAGAAAUUUAUAGAGUAGAAUUGGACGAAAGUGUAGAAAUACUUCGGUUCAUUGCAAAACAGAAUACAGAAGAGGGCAUCUAUGAAUUUUUAAAUAACUUAGCACUUAUAAGAGAAUCACUGGAAAUUCUAUUGAAAAGUAAUGAUAUUGUAGUAUGUGAACAUACAUCAACCAUAAUGGUACUUCGAAUAAGGAGAAGAGUUUUGGACAUUCUUCAUUUUCAUCGUGAGAACACGCUUAAUCGAAUUAAGGAGGAUGAUGGAAUGCCCACAUAUUUAGGCAGCUACCGAUUAUUGGGAGAGUCCCAAGAACACUUCGAUGGAAUAUUCGAUUUAUAUAAGAAGAAAUUUCUACAUAGAAUGGGAUAUAGUGAGGAAGAUUCCGAAAGAAUCAAAACAGCAGUAAAGUCACACGUAGAUCUGACGGAAGGUAUGAACAUAGAUCGAAGACGGAAGGAAAAAUUAAAAGAUUGCGAGCAUAUUAUAAAGCGUUGUAGUAGCAAUAGCAUUUCGAAGUUUUCUAACAAUUUCAAAGUAUUAUCUUCUCCCUAUUUUCUUGCCAUAUGUUCAUUCAUAUUAUAUUCAAAUGGAUAUCACAGAGUUUUUUUUUUUAGCUCUAAUAGGCAUAUUGAUUUUUAA